Messenger RNA from Aedes aegypti (yellow fever mosquito), 1383 nucleotides. RefSeq names its product epoxide hydrolase 4. The coding region runs from base 298 to 1311 and encodes 337 amino acids. NCBI's taxonomy places the organism in Eukaryota, Metazoa, Arthropoda, Insecta, Diptera, Culicidae. The transcript is spliced from 3 exons. The record is from RefSeq and is a predicted model, not a curated record. Gene Ontology annotation, molecular function: hydrolase activity.
UACGCAAUGUUUUUUCGAGCAUUCGGAUCCUAAACGAAAAUAUUCUUGUUUUCUAGACUGCUUUUGAACUUUGGAACUGAACCGUACCCAUAUCCAAAAUGGUUCUGUGUUGCUUUCAAAGUCGUAUCUUGUAAAUAGUUUUAUAUUUUUUUGCUGUUGUUUGGUGCUUUGUUUAUGAGCUCUUCAACAAAAGUGGCGAAUGACCAACGGCUCUAGAAAUCCAUCCAUAAGUAUACCUGCUUCACCAAAGGAGUACAACAGUCGAGCACCGAGUUUUACCCGAUUAUACACGCAAUCAUGCAGUUGCUGUUGCGAGCGAUCCAGGCCGUUAUUAUUUACACUAUCAGUAGCUUCUACGCGGUUCUGUUUAUGGUCAGAACUGCAUUCGAGUAUCUGAUAGAUCCCUACCCUUGGCCGCCAAGGACUCGAUCAUUAACGCCUGCCUUGCUAGAUGAUCCCUCUUUUGGAAGCCACCAUUAUGCCGAGGUUAAUGGCGUCAAACUGCACUAUGUCGAGAAAGGGAAUCCGGACAAACCGUUGAUGCUGUUUCUUCAUGGAUUUCCAGAGUUUUGGUUUAGUUGGCGUCAUCAGAUGAAUGAGUUUUCCAAGGAUUAUCGAGUGAUCGCACUGGACAUGCGAGGAUACGGAAGAUCAAGUGCCCCGAGUAGUCGAUCGGGUUAUCAAUUAGAUCUGCUAGUAGACGAUGUGAGAAGUUUUGUGAUUAUGCUGGGCUAUGAAAAAGUGUUAUUAGUUGGGCAUGAUUGGGGAGCGAUCAUAGGUUUUCAAUUUGUGCAGAAACAUAUGGACAUGAUUGAUCGGUAUGUCAUGAUGGGAGCGCCAUCGUUGGAUGUCACCAGAAGAUUGUUGGCCACCAGUUGGCAGCAGUUUCGGAUGUCUUGGUAUACGUUUUUCUUUUUGAUGCCAUGGUUGCCCGAAUUUUACGUUAAAAACAGAGAUUUCCGAUACAUUGAACAAAACAUGGGAGAUUUCCUAACUAAAGCAGAAUUGGAAGUGUACAAGCAUACAUUUUCAAAACCUGAAUCUUUGACGAGGGCAAUCGACUAUUACAGAGAAAACUUUAGUUUUCUGCGGAAGGAGGAAAAACUGCCAAUAAUAGAAACAUAUGCUCCAGGGCUCUAUUUGAUGGCUGAGAACGAUCAAUUUAUAACUAUGCAAAGUGGACAAUUGUUGAUGAAGAGCAUGCCUCGCCUGCGAUGCAGAGUUAUACCUGGGUCCAGACAUUACAUGCAACAAGAUCAUCCUGUACUCGUUAACAAGAUAAUUCGUGACUUCCUUGUUCUGCCAAACUGAUACCGUUUUUUUAACUAAUGUGUAGUGUUUAUUAGUAAGAAUAAAAUUUGUACAUGUGUAUUCAACAACAAA